AUGCGUCUCCUCGCUCUCCUUCCUCUCCUCGCCAUGGUCCUCGCUCAGGACAGUGCCGACAGCGCCAUCGUCCCCUCGGCCGAGCCCAGCGCCGACACCGCCACCCCAUCUGACGAGGCGACUCCGAUUACUGAGCCUACUGGCGAUGUGACUUCCGACGAGACCGACACGGCCACGGACGUCCCCGGGGUCUCUUCGGCCGUGACUUCCCCUGUUGUCACGGGUCCCGCCGCGCCCGCCACCACUACCGCCGUCGUCGUGCCCGUCACCACCGGCGCCCCGGUCCCCGCGUCGGUCCCGACCAGCUCGCGCUUGUCGAGCUCGGCCGCCAAGUCGUCGAGCAGCGUCCGCUCCUCGGCAUCGGCCACCCCGAGCGCCAAGAGCGGCGCUGAGCGUGCCGGCACCGCUGUUGGCGCUAUCGUCGCCGGCGUUGUUGGUGCUAUGCUUGUCUAA
Molecule: messenger RNA, 453 nt
Organism: Cutaneotrichosporon cavernicola
Lineage: Eukaryota; Fungi; Basidiomycota; Tremellomycetes; Trichosporonales; Trichosporonaceae
Exons: 3
Coding region: 1-453 (150 amino acids)
Source: RefSeq, a predicted model, not a curated record